AUGAUAAUCAAAGAAACCUUUGUUCCUCCUAAACCGCUUUCUAAAAAACAAUCAAUUGCUCAGGACAUUUGGGAGCUUGUCAAACCUGAUCUACUCUUACUUGGUCUUAUUAUUCUUACUGCUAUUGGUGCAGCUAUCAUUCAGCUGCAAACACCUCUUGUCACUGGUGAAUUGAUCAAUAUUUUAUCUCGUAGUGUUCAAGCUGCUACAGGCUCACUUACUAUCCGCGACUUGAAUGGACCUGCCAUGAAAUUAUUUGGACUUUUAUCUGCUCAAGGAUUGUUAACAUUUGCUCAUAUUGCACUCGUCUCUGCUUUUGGUGAAAAUGUUGCUAAAAGAUUGAGAUCCAAGCUAUUUGCUGCUAUUAUUCGACAGGAUAUUUCGUUCUUUGACUGUCAUCGUAGUGGUGAACUUGUGAGUCGACUGACAGCUGACGUUUCUGAUUUCAAGAGUACUUUUAAACAAUUGGUCACACAAGGACUUAAAUCAGUUACUCAAACCAUUGGAUCAUCUAUUCAACUCUUUCGCAUCUCCACUUCACUUACUUUGACCAUGUUAGGAACAAUGCCUGUACUUUAUAUUUUGCUUAACGUAUAUGGUGCUUAUUUACGUAAAUUAAGCAAGCACAAUAAGCAGUUGGAUGGAUACUCAGGUGGUGUAGCAGGUGAAGUGGUCACAAAUAUGCGAACUGUACGUGCAUUUGCCUCAGAAGAUCGUGAAAUAGAACAUUAUGGAAAGACGUGCAAUCAAGUAGCUAAAGCGAACCAACAUUUAGGCUUACAUAUUGGUCUUUUUCAAGGACUAACCAACAUAUCUAUUGGCUGUAUGGUCUUGACUGUACUUUAUUAUGGUGGAUCAUUAGUUGUUGAAAACAAAUUAACCAGUGGCGACCUCAUGUCUUACAUGCUAUCUACUCAAACAGCUCAGCAGUCUUUGGUCUCGCUUGGUGUUCUGUUUGGUCAAUCAAUUAAGGCAGCAGCAUCAGCUUCCCGUGUGUUUGAGUUUAUUCAUUUGCACCCCAAUGUGCCUUUGAGAGGUGGUAUCAUCAUGGACCAUGUCCAAGGUGAUGUUGUAUUUGAUCAUAUUGAUUUCAGUUAUCCUUCUCGUCCUGAUCAUAAAGUCUUGGAUGGAUUCAGUCUUUCUGUGCCUCAAGGUACUACUGUGGCUCUUUGUGGUCCUUCUGGUUCAGGUAAAUCUACUAUUGCUUCUUUACUAGAGCGCUUUUAUGAGCCUGAAGAUGGUCAGAUUUUGUUGGAUGGUCAUGAUUUGAAGACAUUGGAUCCUUCUUGGUUAAGACACCAUAUUGGUUUUAUCAAUCAAGAGCCUGUUUUGUUUGCUACUUCUAUUUUAGAAAACAUUCGUUAUGGAAGACCUGAUGCCACUAUGGAAGAAGUCAAAGAGGCUGCUCGCCAAGCCAAUGCUCAAGUGUUUAUUGAAACUUUUCCUGAUGGAUAUGACACAGUAGUAGGUGAACGUGGUGCUGCUCUUUCUGGAGGUCAAAAGCAGCGUAUUGCUAUUGCCCGUGCUAUCUUAAAAGACCCCAAGAUCUUGAUUUUAGAUGAAGCUACUUCUGCUCUUGAUACUCAAAGUGAAAAGAUGGUGCAGGAGGCCCUUGAUAAACUGAUGCAUGGUAGAACUGUACUUGUGAUUGCUCAUCGCCUUUCUACCAUUCGAAAGGCUGAUAUGAUUGUUGUCAUGGGCAGAACUCCCGGCAAUAUUCUCGAGAAAGGUAACCUGAAUACCAUGCACUCAUACUGA
This is a messenger RNA of Gilbertella persicaria, 1758 nucleotides long. Its product is annotated as P-loop containing nucleoside triphosphate hydrolase protein. Gene Ontology annotation, cellular component: membrane. Bases 1 to 1758 code for a protein of 585 amino acids. The record is from RefSeq and is a predicted model, not a curated record. Gene Ontology annotation, biological process: transmembrane transport. The transcript is spliced from 4 exons. Gene Ontology annotation, molecular function: ABC-type oligopeptide transporter activity; ATP binding; ATP hydrolysis activity. NCBI's taxonomy places the organism in Eukaryota, Fungi, Mucoromycota, Mucoromycetes, Mucorales, Choanephoraceae.